This is a messenger RNA of Talaromyces marneffei, 930 nucleotides long. RefSeq lists its product as uncharacterized. Gene Ontology annotation, molecular function: catalytic activity. The coding region runs from base 1 to 930 and encodes 309 amino acids. The transcript has 3 exons. Lineage: Eukaryota; Fungi; Ascomycota; Eurotiomycetes; Eurotiales; Trichocomaceae. The record is from RefSeq and is a predicted model, not a curated record.
AUGCCUUUCUUCUCCAGUCCUUUCGACGGCGCAGAACUUUUUUACCGUGACUAUAAACCAAGUUCUCGAGCUACCACGUUUCAUGCGAACCCACAGUACCAAGAAAACGAUGAUCGGACAUUAGUUUUUAUUCAUGGUUGGCCGUAUUCUUCACUUGCGUACGAGGAGGUUAUCGUACAGCUCUGUGAGACUUACAGAUUCCGAUGCAUUGCCACAGACCGCAGAGGUUUUGGCAAAAGUGAGUGGAAUGGGCCUUGUAUGGCUAAUUUGAAGGAUAUCGACUACGAUGUCUUUGCCGACGACACCAUCCACCUAAUUUCAUCUCUUCUAAAACUAAAGUCAUUCGUUCUGGUUGGCUCAAGUAUGGGCACCGGCGAGACUCUUCUGACUUGGUCACGAAGCACUUAUGUCCGAAAACGCUGCAAAGGCUUUGUGUGGGUUUGCCCUUCAAUGCCACAUCCAAUUCAAUCGGAGCAAAACCCCUUGAUGGCACCACAGGAACUAUGGGACGAUAUUGUUGCUGGAUUCAGAAACUCAAGAGCAGAAUACACAAGAACCGCACUUCCUGCUGCUCUCGUACACGACGAGGCUACUCAGCUACCUCCCUCGGUACGACAGCGCUACGAAUAUAUUGUCGGCGAGGCUGAUGCGAUUGGCGUUGAACAAUGCGUCAAGAUAAUCACGACUUACGAUUUCAGGCCCCUGUUGGAGAAACUUGCAAGCCUCGAAGGCGAUCAGCCCGCGGUGUUGUGUCUCCACGGGCAAUUUGACCCAGGAAUGCCGUAUGAAGCGAGCUCGAAAGUGAUUGGGGAAAUUGUUCCGCGAGCGCAAGUGAAAGUAUACGAGAGAGCGUCGCAUGCUCUACAAAUCACAAAUCGCGAUCAACUGAUCGAUGAUAUUGUCAACUUUUUCCGAAAAGUUUCAGUCUAA